ACAGUUACUGUUAAGAAGUGGUUGGAGUGAACACGUCUGCCUUUCUUCCAGGUGAAUAUCCCCAAGUUGUCCAGCAUGAUGGUCUUCAUUUUCUAUGCUAUGGCGCUGUGCUUGGAACAUGAAUCCACUCCCCAAAUGACUGAUUGCAGGUAUUUAAGAGAGCAAUGCCUAAGUGAUGCAAAUGGGUGUAAAUAUGCAUGGAGAAUAAUGGAAGAUUCCUGCAAUGUUUCAGGUAACCUCUGCAAGAUGAAGGACUCAUCAAACUGUAACCUGAGCAUCCAGUCCUUGGUGGAAAGCAAUUUCCAAUUUGAAGAUUGUCUCUGCACUGAUAACCUCUAUUGUACUAUUAACAAAUUGCUUGGGGAACCAUGCAUCAAUGAAUCAGAAGAAUCAGCUCUGUCUUUACAUUUGGCUGGACAGUCAAAUACCACACAAUGGCUGCAUCAGAAAGACACAACAGUAAUGGUUGGAAAAGAUAGUGACUGUGUCAUAGCAGCACAUAUUUGCCAAGAAUCAGAACAUUGUACUCUGUUGUAUGAAAAUUUUAAGAAAACCUGCGGGAGGGAAUCAGAACAAUGCAAGACCCUCGAUGGAGGCUACCUGUGUGCCACAUUAAGAGAAAGCCUGAAAAAAACAAUAUUGUGGAAUUGUCAUUGCAACGACCCUUCAAAAGCAGAGUGCACUGAAAUUUGGAAAAGUUUGUUUGAAGACAUUUGUAUACAGGAUGCUCAGAUGAAUCAAGUUUCAGCUUUCAGUGACAACUAUGAAGAUGGAUUCAAACAAGACUUUUUUUCAGGUAACAUGGAAGAGGAUAAUCAAUCCAAGUGGAAUCUAACUACUCUUCCCUAUCAGGGAAUCAAAGGAAUCCAGUCCUGUUUGGAAGUGGCAGAGGCGUGUGUAGGGGAUAUGGUCUGUAACACACAGUUGGUCCCUUACCUUAAAGCUUGCUCAGCAAAUGGAAAUCUGUGUGAUGUGAAACACUGCCAAGCAGCCAUACGGUUCUUCUAUCAGAAUAUGCCUUUUAACAUUGCCCAGAUGUUGGCUUUUUGUGACUGUGCUCAAUCUGAUAUCCCUUGUCAGCAGUCCAAAGAAGCUCUUCACAGCAAGCCAUGUGCAGUGAACAUAGUUCCACCACCUACUUGCCUCGAUGUAAUUCACAGCUGCCAAAAUGAUGAAUUAUGCAGGAGGCGCUAUAGAACAUUUCAGUCAAAAUGCUGGCAGCAUGUGACUAGAAAGUGCCAUGAAGAUGAGCUCUGCAUCAGUACCUUAAGCCAGCAGGACCUCAUUUGCUCAGGAAGUGAUGACUGCAAAGCAGCUUAUAUUGGUACCUUUGGGACAGUCCUUCAAGUACAGUGCACCUGUAGGACCAUUACACAAAGUGAAGAAUCUCUGUGUAAGAUUUUCCAACACAUGCUUCAUAGAAGAUCAUGUUUUGAUUAUCUGAAUCUGUCUAAUGUCAAAGGCAUGGCAUUGCAUAAAAGAAAACCUGCAAAGGAGAUAACUCUGAGUGGAUUUCAUUCCCCUUUCCACGGAGAAGUAAUCUACGCUGUCAUGUGCAUGACUGUCACCUGUGGAAUCCUUCUCCUGGUUAUGCUCAAGCUGAGAACUUCCAGGAUAUCAAGUCAAACAAGGGAUCAUUCACCAAUCCAAAUACCUGGAGGACUGAUUCUUUAA
Messenger RNA from Enhydra lutris kenyoni (northern sea otter), 1674 nucleotides. Its product is annotated as GDNF family receptor alpha like. NCBI's taxonomy places the organism in Eukaryota, Metazoa, Chordata, Mammalia, Carnivora, Mustelidae. Gene Ontology annotation, biological process: nervous system development. The record is from RefSeq and is a predicted model, not a curated record. Gene Ontology annotation, cellular component: signaling receptor complex; external side of plasma membrane. Bases 76 to 1674 code for a protein of 532 amino acids. Gene Ontology annotation, molecular function: signaling receptor activity. The transcript has 10 exons.